GGAAGCGGAACCCGCGGCCGGCGGGUGCCUUCCCGCGGGGCGCGGCAUGGCGGGGCCGGUGGACUGUCACUGCCACCUGGCCGCGCCCUGCUUCCAGCAGGACGUGGCGGCCGUGGUGCGGGCGGCGCAGCAGGCGGCCGUGUCGGCGCUGGUGGUGGUGUCGGAGCGGGCGGACGAGUUCCGGAGCGUCGUGGAGCUGUCUGAGAGAUUCCCAGGGUUUGUCUUGCCAUGCCUGGGAGUUCACCCCGUUCAAGAGGUUUCUCCAGAGGAGCAGCGCAGUGUUACUUUGAAGGAUCUGGAUGCUGCGCUGUCUCUUAUAGAACUUUACAAAGACAAAUUGGUGGGGAUUGGAGAAGUUGGACUAGAUUUCACUCCCAGAUUUGCCAGCACUGAUGAACAGAAGGAAGGACAAAGACAGGUUUUGAUCAAGCAGAUUGAGCUGGCAAGAAGGCUGGAUUUGCCACUAAAUGUUCAUUCCCGCUCAGCUGGAAGACCAACCAUUAAUCUCUUGAAGGAACAAGGUGCUGCCAAGGUGUUGCUCCAUGCCUUUGAUGGGAAGCCAUCUGUAGCCAUGGAAGGGGUGAAAGCUGGAUACUACUUCUCCAUUCCUCCUUCCAUUAUAAGGAGUGAACAGAAGCAGAAGCUUGUGAAACAGCUGCCUCUGGAAAAUAUGUGCUUGGAAACUGAUUCUCCUGCUCUGGGGCCUGAAAAACAGGUGAGAAAUGAACCCAAAAAUAUUUACAUUGCUGCUGAAUACAUUGCCAAAAUUAAAGGAAUUCCAGUAGGAGAAGUUAUAGAAGUGACUACACAGAAUGCACUAAAAGUAUUCCCCAAACUUCAGCACUUUCUUCGGAUAUAGAUUCAGAAACUGAAAUAUAUGAUGUUGCAGAUGUUGUGGUGUAAUUAAUAAAACCAAUAUACAUCUUGUGUUUUAAA
Prinia subflava (tawny-flanked prinia) is the source of this 936-nucleotide messenger RNA. It is a transcript of the gene TATDN3, whose product is annotated as TatD DNase domain containing 3. Lineage: Eukaryota; Metazoa; Chordata; Aves; Passeriformes; Cisticolidae. The transcript is spliced from 10 exons. The record is from RefSeq and is a predicted model, not a curated record. Gene Ontology annotation, molecular function: hydrolase activity, acting on ester bonds. The coding region runs from base 47 to 859 and encodes 270 amino acids.